AUGGAGGCCGCUGCUGGGGCGUUGAGCCCUGUCCUCCGUAAGCUCGGUGAGCUGCUCGCCGGAGAAUACAACCUGGAGAAGCGAGUAAAGAAAGGUGUACAAUCACUUCGUACAGAACUGGAGAUGAUACACGCCGUACUUCGUGAGGUUGGCAAGGUGCCACUGGAUCAGCUCCAGGAGCCGGUCCGGAUUUGGGCUGGCAAGGUGAGAGACCUCUCUUGCGACAUGGAAGACGCUGUUGACGACUUUCUGGUGCGUGUGGAUGAGGGUCCAUGCAGCAAGCCAACGAACAUGAGGAAUCGUGUCAAGAAGUUCCUCAAGAAGACCACCAAAUUGUUUGGUAAUGGCAAAGCACUUCAUCAAAUCUCUAGUGCCAUCAAAGAAGCUCAGGACCUUGCCACGGAGUUGGUGGGGCUGCGUAAAAAGUAUGAGCUUGACAUGCGUAGCACUAGCAAUGGUGCUACCAUUGACCCUCGUGUGUUAGCUCUGCACAAAGAUGUAGGGGAGCUUGUUGGCGUUGACUGCACAAGGGAUGAGCUUAUCAAAACACUGAUUUGUGAGGACGGGAGUUCCAAGGAGCAAUUGAAGACCAUCUCUAUUGUUGGUGUUGGUGGGCUAGGCAAGACAACACUCACCAAAGCAGUCUAUGAGAAGAUCAAAGCCCAAUUUGAUCGUGUGGCUUUUGUCCCAGUGGGUCAGAACCCAGAUAUCAAAAAAGUUUUCAAGGACUUACUCUAUGAACUUGACAACGAAAAGUUCAGUGACAUUCAUAAUACAACACGGGAUGAAAAUCUACUCAUCAAGCAAAUCAGUGAUUACCUUGUGGAUAAGAGGUACCUCAUCGUAAUUGAUGAUAUAUGGGAAGAAGAAAUAUGGAGAUUUAUAAAUUGUGCUUUGUAUAAAAACAACCUCCAUAGUCGGGUAAUCACAACAACCCGCAAUGUGAGCGUGUCUGAAGCAUGUCUCUCUUCUAGUGAUGACAUGAUUCACAAAAUGAAACCUCUUUCUGAUGAAGACUCGCAGAUACUCUUCCAUAGAAGAAUAUUUCAAAGCGAAGAGAAAUGUCCAGAAGAUUUGCAAGCAGUAUCAAGAGAGAUAUUGAAGAAAUGUGGUGGUGUGCCAUUAGCCAUCAUUACAAUAGCUAGCCUUCUAGUCAGUAACCAAAGGAUAAAGCAGAAAGAAGAAUGGAUGCACGUGCACAGUUCGAUGGGCCGUGGAGUUACAGAAGGUGGUAUUGUGAAGGACAUGAAGAGGAUAUUAUCACUCAGCUAUUAUGAUUUGCCAUCCCAUCUGAAGCCUUGUUUAUUAUAUCUAAGCAUCUUUCCUGAAGACUUUGAGAUUAAGAGAGAUUGGCUGAUAUGGAGGUGGCUUGCUGAAGGGUUUAUCCAAUGUGACAAAGAAGAAACCAGGCUGUUUGAGAUCGGAGAGCGCUACUUCAACGAGCUCAUGAAUAGGAGCUUGAUCCAGCCAGCGAAAAUCAAUGACGAAGGAACGGUAGUAACUUGGCGUAUACAUGAUGUGGUGCUUGACCUUAUAUGCUCACUGUCAAGUGCGGAAAAUUUUAUCUUCAUAUUGAAUAAUGCUGAGUGCCAUGCACCUAAUCUGCAAAGGAAGUUUCGCAGAUUAUCACUUCAUAAUAUCAAGGCAAAGGUUCAAAAUCAUCAGUUUGAUAGCACCAGCCUGUCAAAAGUGAGGACCUUUGCUGUUUUUUCUCCCGUUGCUUGUGAUUGGUUGCCAUCUCUCUCAAGCUUCCAUUUUUUACGUGUGCUGGAUCUUGGAAAUUGUGGCAGCCAUGAAAGUAGCUCUGGUCUCAACCUCAAGUAUGUUCGGAAUUUAAUUCACCUAAGAUACUUAGGGCUCAAGGGUGCAGAUGUUCACGAACUCCCAGUGGACAUAAGCAAGCUGCAGCUUUUGCAGAUACUGGACAUACAAGGAACUAGAAUAAAUGAGUUACCUGCAAGUAUUGUUCAACUAAGAAAUUUGAUAUGCCUAUCUGUCGAUAGUGGCUUGAGGCUGCCAAAAGGAAUGGGGAACUUGAUGUCCCUUGAAGUGCUGGAACGAGUAGGCUUAUCCUCAUCUUCUCAUAUUGUGGAAGAGUUGAGGCAUCUGACAGAGGUUAUGACACUCAGUAUUAACUGUGAUAACAUGGACGAGGAUCUGAUUGAUAUAUUAAUCAAGUCUCUCUGCCGACCCCUUCCAAACCUUCGUAGUUUUGAUUCAUGGGACCCCUUCUUUUUCUUUUCGUCGUUAUGCAGACUUCCAAAGUGGGUCAAUUCAAGGUCGCUUCCUCACCUCUCCAGCCUGGCCAUAGAUGUGGAAGAACUGCAAGGGGAUGACGUUCAGAUCAUUGGGAUGCUGCCUGCUCUUCGGUCUCUGCGGCUGGGUGCAAGACGCGUGAUGGGAAGGUUGGUUGUGAGGACCGAUGCAUUCCCAUCUGCGAGAUGCUGCAUGUUCAGAUGGUUUCCGACGGCGCCGUGCCUUUUCCCACCUGGAGCUAUGCCAAGGGUUCAACACCUUGAUUUCUGGGUAUCUUAUUGGUCGAUCGCGAUUGGUGAGGUUGACUGUGGCAUGAACCACCUCCCUUCUCUCGAGCAUGUCAAGGUUACUCUGCAGCGUGAUAGGUUCACUGUUAACGGGGUCGAUGAAGAGGUGGAUAUAGCCAAGGCUUUGCUGAGGCGCGCAACAGAAGCCCAUCCAAAACGUCCCACCAUUGAAAUCUAUUCGACAUAA
Triticum turgidum subsp. durum (durum wheat) is the source of this 2730-nucleotide messenger RNA. Lineage: Eukaryota; Viridiplantae; Streptophyta; Magnoliopsida; Poales; Poaceae. The record is from the annotation of a GenBank genome assembly.